GUUGAGCGCAUGCGCUGUUCAACGCGUUUAUCGUUUACUGCGAAAAGUGUUAUGAAAUGUGUUUUGAGAUUAAAUUGUGAUUUAAUUUUUGGUAUUUAAAUAAACCACUCAUUCAUUGCCUGACUAUUAAAAGGCAUUCAAUAAUUCAUUCACUUAUUUAUCAAUUGUUUGUGUUUUUAUUGUGAAUUCAUUUCCGAUUGUAAUCUCAUUGCGAAAGUGAGAAAUGGUUUACUAUUUUCUGAACCGUGUUUUGCCAGCAAUUAAGUGUACCAAAUCCUCACUCAAUGUCUUGAGCCCAUCGGUGUCUUUACCGCAAGCGUCCGGAUGUCUGCACGCAUUCACCCGAAGACACUAUUCAUCCGAUAAUGCCGAAGCAGAUCUGGUGGUGAUCGGCGCCGGACCCGGAGGUUACGUAGCGGCCAUCAAAGCCUCUCAAUUGGGAAUGAAGACGGUGUGUGUGGAGAAGGGCGAGACACUGGGCGGCACGUGUCUGAACGUCGGGUGCAUACCAUCGAAAGCGUUGUUACAUAACUCACAUCUCUAUCAUAUGGCCCACAGUAAUGAUCUGAAGAGCCGAGGCAUUGAAUUUGAUAAUCUUCGGCUCAAUUUGGAUACUCUUAUGGAACAAAAGCGAACGGCGGUUAAAGCACUGACCGGUGGUAUCGCACAGUUGUUUAAGAAAAAUAAAAUAACGCAUAUUAGAGGCCACGCGAAGAUCACGGGACCCAAUGAAGUGACUGCUAUUAAAGAGGAUAACUCGACAGAAGUGGUUAAGGCAAAGAAUAUAUUAAUAGCUACCGGUUCUGAAGUGACACCAUUUGCCGGCAUUGAAAUUGACGAGAAAACAAUAGUGUCGUCAACGGGUGUCCUAUCAUUAGAUAAAGUACCGCAAAGAAUGGUAGUCAUUGGCGCCGGUGUUAUCGGACUCGAGUUGGGCUCUGUUUGGUCGCGAUUGGGCUCUGAAGUGACUGCCGUUGAGUUCUUAGGACAUAUCGGAGGGCUUGGAAUUGAUGCCGAAAUCUCGAAGAGUUUCCAGAAAAUUCUUACAAAACAAGGAUUAAAAUUCAAAUUGAAUACUAAAGUGACGGCAGCCGUGAAACAGGGCGGCAGUGUUCAGGUGUCGAUCGAGUCGGCCAAAGGUGGCGGACAGGAGACUCUGGAAUGCGAUGUACUGUUGGUAUGUGUGGGUCGGCGUCCAUACACUGAAAAUCUUGGUUUAGAAGAACUCGGUAUUCAAAAAGAUGAGAGGAAUAGGAUUAAGACUAACUCUAGAUUUCAGACCAAUGUUCCCAAUAUAUUUGCAAUCGGAGACUGUAUUCCGGGCCCGAUGUUAGCCCAUAAGGCUGAGGACGAGGGUAUUAUAUGCGUGGAAGGAAUCGCUGGCGGACCCGUGCAUAUCGACUAUAACUGUGUGCCAUCUGUCAUAUACACUCAUCCAGAGGUCGCAUGGGUUGGCAAGUCUGAAGAGGACCUCAAGGCUCAGAACGUUGAAUACAAAAUCGGGAAAUUCCCGCUAAUGGCCAACAGUCGGGCCAAGACUAACAAUGAGACGGAAGGACUAGUGAAGAUCAUCGCCGAUAAGAAGACGGAUCGGAUACUAGGCGUUCACAUGAUUGCCGGAGUUGCGGGCGAACUGAUCAAUGAGGCGACGCUGGCCAUGGAGUACGGGGCCUCUUGCGAGGACGUGGCCCGUGUCUGUCACGCGCAUCCCACCGUUUCCGAGGCGUUUAGAGAAGCGAAUCUGUCGGCCUUCUUCGGCAAAGCCAUCAAUUUUUGAAUAUAGUGUUGAAUAUUAAUGUUAUGAAUAAUUAUUAAUUAAUAAAUAACUCAAUCAAUUGUUAUCUAGUUUUUAGUAUAUUUUUAGGCAAUGAUUAAAAUAAUUUUUUUGUCUGUUUUGAAA
Messenger RNA from Medioppia subpectinata, 1900 nucleotides. NCBI's taxonomy places the organism in Eukaryota, Metazoa, Arthropoda, Arachnida, Sarcoptiformes, Oppiidae. The record is from the annotation of a GenBank genome assembly.